AUGUAUGAAAACAUGUCCACAAUGGUGUAUUUAAAGGAAGAGAAGUUGGAGAAGCUUACUCAAGAUGAGAUCAUUGCCAAAACUAAGCAAGUGAUUAAUGGACUAGAGGCACUGAAGAAUGAGCACAAUUCAAUUUUACAGAGCUUACUUGAAACACUGAAAUGUUUGAAGAAAGAUGAUGAAACUAAUCUGGUUGAAGAAAAAUCAAACAUGAUUCGAAAGUCGCUGGAAAUGCUGGAGCUCGGCCUUAGCGAAGCACAGGUAAUGAUGGCCUUGUCAAAUCACUUAAAUGCAGUGGAAUCGGAGAAGCAGAAACUACGUGCUCAGGUUCGCCGGCUAUGCCAGGAAAAUCAGUGGCUUAUUUUAGCCAAUACGCAACAGAAACUACAGAAAAGUGAGCAAUCUGUGGCUCAGUUGGAGGAAGAGAAGAAACAUCUAGAAUUCAUGAAUCAAUUAAAAAAAUAUGAUGAUGAUAUUUCACCAUCA
Messenger RNA from Apaloderma vittatum (bar-tailed trogon), 486 nucleotides. RefSeq names its product kinesin light chain 1-like. Gene Ontology annotation, biological process: axo-dendritic transport. Lineage: Eukaryota; Metazoa; Chordata; Aves; Trogoniformes; Trogonidae. The annotation marks the transcript as partial. Gene Ontology annotation, cellular component: kinesin complex; membrane-bounded organelle; cytoplasm. Gene Ontology annotation, molecular function: kinesin binding. The transcript is spliced from 2 exons. The record is from RefSeq and is a predicted model, not a curated record.